Molecule: messenger RNA, 1042 nt
Organism: Zalophus californianus (California sea lion)
Lineage: Eukaryota; Metazoa; Chordata; Mammalia; Carnivora; Otariidae
Gene: ASIP
Product: agouti signaling protein
Exons: 4
Coding region: 265-681 (138 amino acids)
Biological process (GO): positive regulation of melanin biosynthetic process; melanosome organization; hormone-mediated signaling pathway
Cellular component (GO): extracellular region
Molecular function (GO): melanocortin receptor binding; neuropeptide hormone activity
Source: RefSeq, a predicted model, not a curated record
GGCCCAGAUGCAUCCAGGGUCAUACAGCCACAGAUGAACAGAAUCUCAUCUUAAAUCCUGAGUAGUAACUUAAACCAGAUGAUGAGUUUAAGAGAAGGAACUGUCUCCAGUGAUACCACAGAUCAAAGAACAGUCUUCACCAUGACAGAAUGGAAGGACGAAUUACUCUUGAGAAACACAAUUGCACAAGUAGUCAUUGCUGUCAGCGUUAUUAUCCUGUAUUAAUAGCAGGACGUGUGUGUCCCAUGUUGAGUAGUAACAGCAAUGAAGGCCUCCAAGAAGAUGAAUAUCUUCCGCCUACUCCUGGCCACACUGCUGGUCUCCCUGUGCUUCCUCACUGCCUACAGCCACCUGGCACCUGAGGAAAAGCCCAGGGAUGACAGAAGCCUAAGGAGCAACUCCUCCGUGAACCUGUUGGAUUUCCCCUCUGUCUCUAUUGUAGCGCUGAACAAGAAAUCCAAAAAGAUCAGCAGAAAAGAGGCGGAAAAGAAGAGAUCUUCCAAGAAAAAGGCUCCCAUGAAGAACGUGGCUGAGACCCGGCCCCCGCCACCCACCCCCUGCGUGGCCACUCGUGACAGCUGCAAGGCGCCGGCGCCGGCCUGCUGCGACCCCUGCGCCUCCUGCCAGUGCCGCUUCUUCCGCAGUGUCUGCUCCUGCCGCGUGCUCCGCCCGGUCUGCUGAGCGCGCCCAGCCGCCUCCAGGGGGCGGGUGAUUUCUAAUAGGUGUGGCUUCCCGGGACCCUGGCGCGGGCGUAGUUGCUUAGGUUGGGGCGGAGCUUUCAGAGGCGGGACUUCAAGAAGACUUGGCUUGGGGCUAAAACCCAAAAACCCAAACAUAUGGAGGCCACUCCAAGGUGUGUGGCUGUUUCUUUAAAGGACCCCAAAGAUCCUUUCCCUUCCUCCUGGCCCCUUCACAGCGGAAGACCCGUGGACUGCGCAUGCUCUGUCUCCUGGGCCUGGGAAACCCGAUUUCCCCGGCCCUAGGAUUGCACUCUCCUUAAGCGCUUCUCUGCGGGAGACAGAUGUUACUCCCUACCUUUAAA